Molecule: messenger RNA, 1236 nt
Organism: Hemisphaericaspora subhashii
Lineage: Eukaryota; Fungi; Ascomycota; Pichiomycetes; Serinales; Debaryomycetaceae
Gene: CDA2
Product: chitin deacetylase
Exons: 1
Coding region: 1-1236 (411 amino acids)
Biological process (GO): ascospore wall assembly; carbohydrate metabolic process
Cellular component (GO): prospore membrane
Molecular function (GO): chitin deacetylase activity
Source: RefSeq, a predicted model, not a curated record
AUGCUUUCAAGGUUGAUUCUUUUUCUUCUCGCAGUCGCCAUAACAUUUUCCACACCGGCCCCACCAAGCAAAAGAAUCACAUCUAAACUAGUUCCAUUUAAGUCACCGUUAUUCCAAAACCGUGAUGGUUCUCAAGUUCAUGGAAAACCGCCUAAUGAAUUACAUCCCCUGAAGACCCCACAAGCGACACCUAGACGUCAAAGAUCUCCAAUAAAUCUACCAGGUCGACAAAAGACACCACCAACUGCAGCUCCAUCAAAAGGUGCAAAAGCUCCACCACCGGCUACAAAACCAGGUCAAAAGAUUCAACCUGCUCCUCAACAACGUCAAAAAGUUCCUAAAAAUCCACAAGCUUCCCAACCGGGGCAACAACCAGGACCGAAAAAACCAGGUUCUACAAGUAAAGUAAAUUACUAUUAUGAACCAUUACCCUUUCCUGAAUGGUUGUCUGAAUUUACUGGAUUAUAUGAAUGGCCAGGAGUUGAUCCACCAUAUAUUCCGUUAGAUUUUAUAAAUUUUUAUGAUAUUCCUGAUAUUCCACUACAUGAUCAAGCCGAAUGUCAAGCACCAAUGUUACGUUCUCCCUUGAGUUGUUCAUUUGAUUGUUACAAUUGUGUUGAAUUUGAUGAUGUUUAUACUUGUCCUCAAUUAUCACAAACUUUUGAUGAUGGGCCACUGCCCAGUACGUUGAAAUUAUUGGAUAAAUUUGGUUCAACCAAGACUACCUUGUUUACAUUGGGGGUUAAUAUUGUUCGAUUUCCGGAAAUUUAUCGUGAAUCUCAUUAUAGAGGUCAUAUUAUGGGUUCACAUACUUGGAGUCAUAAAUUCUUACCGUCAUUAUCUAAUCCAGAAAUUAUAGCACAAAUUCAAUGGAGUAUUUGGGCCAUGAAUGCAACUGCUGGCCAUUUACCUAAAUGGUUUAGACCCCCCUAUGGAGGAAUUGAUAAUCGAAUUCGAGCAAUUUUGAGACAAUUUGGCAUGCAAGCUGUUUUAUGGGAUUUUGAUACUUUUGAUUGGAAGAUGUUGGAUAGUUCUAAUAAUCGAAAUGAAGGUGAUAUAUAUCAUGAUGUUCGGAAAUUUAAAGAAAAGAAUGGAGGAAAGGGGUUGAUAUUGGAGCAUGAUGCGAUAGAGAGAACUGUGGAUGUUGGGAUGGAAAUACAUGAUAUUUUAGGUGGGGAAGGGUUGACUGUGCCUGAGUGCGUGGGAGGUCUUGAUUAUAUAAAAACGUUUCAAUAG